CUUUGUUCCCCCUCCAGCAUCGGAAUGAUUGUUCUAGCCUAUCUUAUUUCGGCCCCUCUGUCCGCGUCGCAAGAAGUCGGCGGUCAUGACAGACCAAACCGCAUAUUCUUUGGCAGCCGAACAACCGAUGAAGGAGAUGAAGAACAUCUGAGGCGGGUUUCUGAGAUUUUGCUUGACCUGGAAAAAGAGGGAACCUUCGACGCUUUACACAAACGUCUUCCGUUCAAGUGGAACGAUGACGAGGAAUACGAUACGGUCAACCCGUUUGGAGAUCCCCGGCAAUAUCAGUAUCACGCCCUCUGGACCUUCGACACCCGAAAUGACGUGUUGCGUUACACGAAUGCGAACCGUUGCAGUCAAAUACCACUCGGUCUCCUUCGAGAGCGUGCUGUGAGUCUAGCUGAUAUGGAACCACUUGGCGGACCUGUUCCUGUGCCUUUGGAGCAUACGUUUGAUUCAGAAACGCCUUACUGGAAACCGCAUGUAGAAUGUGACGACAGAAUGCGUGCAUUUGCACACCGCCUACUCCGGGAUUUUCAUCACCAGUGGAGGCAUAUCCUUCGAAACAAUUACAAUUCUGUAACUUUACGAGUACUUUCUCGAGCUAUAAUCCGGCUUUCGACGCUUGAUUUCGAAGUUCACGAAAACACAGGCGGACAUGGCCGGCGGGGCGUACAUGUCUGGAUCACACAUUUACCCGCCUGGGAGCCGUUCGAGGCUGAUAUCGUGCGCGUUGGAACCGUCUGGGUCGUCCUCUGCCAAGAUAUUCAAAAUGGACUGUCAAUGGCCCAGCAACACGUAGCAUCCCGGGAAAUCAGCACGACUGAGAGUCCUAGCCCGACGACGCCUGGGGAAGCGCAUGCACAUUACAUGAUCCUAUCAGUCAAACACAUCAUACUCUGCCACGCCACCGAUCGGGCGUCACUCAAGCACACUGCUCCAGAGCCGCUCUUCAAUGGCAAUUAUGGCACCGGACCUCCGUCGGACCUGGCACUGAAUUAUCUCAUCUGGGCCACCGCUUCCGCCAGACUUUCGAUCUUUACAACUAUUCAAUCCCUACCCAUUGAGAUCCAAGACAUAAUACUCAACUACUCAUCCGUAGGCACAGUAGUAGCUGCUAAAAUCGGCUGCAUGCUUGGCUUGGGAUCCCCAUUCUCCUGGAAAGAUGGUCCCCUAAAGGUUACGCUGGAGGAAAGGUACGUAUUUCGGCCUUCGGGAUCCUCUGUCGAGUCUCAGGUCUGGUUCGGUGAGUACAAGAGCGGAAUAGUCUAUUUAGCACGAGCAGAAUAG
Lindgomyces ingoldianus is the source of this 1290-nucleotide messenger RNA. RefSeq lists its product as uncharacterized. Lineage: Eukaryota; Fungi; Ascomycota; Dothideomycetes; Pleosporales; Lindgomycetaceae. The transcript has 2 exons. Bases 25 to 1290 code for a protein of 421 amino acids. The record is from RefSeq and is a predicted model, not a curated record.